Molecule: messenger RNA, 987 nt
Organism: Closterium sp. Yama58-4
Lineage: Eukaryota; Viridiplantae; Streptophyta; Zygnematophyceae; Desmidiales; Closteriaceae
Source: the annotation of a GenBank genome assembly
AUGAACCUGUCGGCCUCCGUGUGCUCGGCGGCGAAGCGCAUUCAGAAGGAGCUCGCGGACAUCGGCGCGGAGCCCUCCGCGGACUGCUGGGCGGGGCCGAAAGGCGACAACCUCUUCCACUGGGUCGCGACGCUGCUCGGCCCGCCAGACUCGCCGUAUCGUGGGGGAGUGUUUUUCCUGGAUAUUGCCUUUCCCCAGGACUACCCCUUCAGGCCGCCACAGGUGUGUUUCCGCACGCGCGUGUACCACUGCAACGUGUGCAGCGCCAGUGGCCGCAUUCGGCUGCACCUGCUGGACGAUGGGUGGAGCCCUGCCAUGACCAUUGCGCGCGUGCUACAGGCUGUCAUCCACCUACUCAAAUUCCCGGUUCCUGAGGAAGCGCUGGUGGGGUGCAUUGCUCACCGCUUUGUGUUUGACCGCCCCUCACACGACCGCAUCGCUGCUGAUUGGACUAGGCGCUUCGCCACAACUUCCCCUUCACCAGCAUCACCAUCGUUGGCAGCACCAACAGUGUCUGAGGAGUGCCAGAAAGGAUCCCCACUGGAGGAGCAAGUAGGGAGGCGGGGAGUGAUGGUGGGGGCCCUGGGAGCCUCUCUUGCUGCGUCGGGGGGGCUGGUUGGAGUUGGAGGGUCAGUGGCCGGGAACCCGGGGGUGGGAGUGGGUGCUGCGUGGGGGGUGGAAGCUCGGCAGUGGGGUGACGGCAAGAGUGUGGAGAUUCGGCGCAUGAAGGACAAUUUUGGGGUGCUUCUAAUGAAUGUGGCCGAAGAGGUUAUUAAUGAGCUGGGGAUGAAGACCGGUGUAGACUACAAGAAAGAGUUCUUCAAGCUGCGCCAGCAGGAGUUCCAGCCGCUCAAGAAGGCCAACUUUGGAGGGCUGGCGUCUCUGGGGCCCAGUUUCACAGUGAACGAUGUGCCUUACUUCAACUUCCAGUCGUACAUCCAGUGGAAGCUUAUCGCUCGCCUCUUUCCCACACAGCGAGUCAGGGAG